Molecule: messenger RNA, 444 nt
Organism: Papilio xuthus (Asian swallowtail)
Lineage: Eukaryota; Metazoa; Arthropoda; Insecta; Lepidoptera; Papilionidae
Product: NADH dehydrogenase [ubiquinone] iron-sulfur protein 5-like
Exons: 2
Coding region: 83-388 (101 amino acids)
Source: RefSeq, a predicted model, not a curated record
GUCAUUUGACAUUUCAAAUCGUAAAAUCACUGUCGGAAAAGUAAUAGAAUUUUAUUCCUGAUAGUUCUAAUUGUUUUCUACGAUGGCGUAUCUUUCUCCAUUCUUUCGAUCACCAUGGACGGAUAUAACGGGCGCUAUGCUUUCGCACCAAAUGCUAGAUCGGUGCGCUAAACAGGAGAUGGAAAUGAUGGAUUGUUUGGAGGCAUACGGCUUCGACAGAGGAUUGAAGAAAUGCCAAGAUUUAAUAGAUGACUUCAAAGAGUGCCAGUCAAAUCGGAAGCAAUUUUGUAGAUUUAUGGCCAUGCGCAAAGAAAGGGAUCGUCAAAUAGCCGAAGGAAAACUGACUGGAGAUGAAAAAUAUUGUAGUCCAAGAGUGGACAGCUAUUGAGUGUUUAUUUUUUUAAAUUUAAAGAUUGGGAAUCUAAUAAAAGUAAACGAAUAUUA